GUUAAUUUCCCAUUGUGUGAACUUUUAUGAUUUGUACAAACAUGUAGGACUGCGGCACGACACACUCAGACAGCUAAUAUUGUAAAUAUAGCAGACAUCUUGUUGAACACGCACCAAGUAUGGGAGCUAAGAGCAAUGGCUGUGUAUAUGUAUAUUUUCGGUUAUAACCGUAGAGAGGAACAUCUCAUGUACGGUAAUUAGGGGUGAUUACUCAGUAAAGAAGUCUUCGAUGUCAAAGUGGUUAAUAAGAACGUUAAAGGGCGGCUGCUUGCUAGCGUAUGGAUCUCCAGUCAACUUGGCCUGACUACGACACCACCGAACCAACGACCACGCCCACUCCAGAAGAAUUCCCACCUAUCGCAAUAGCAGCAAUCGUGGUCGCUGGUAUCUUUGGCUUCUUGGUACUAAGUGCCAUGGUGCAAGCUGCAAAAUGUGCCCUGGAUAAACGGGUGUCGUCAAGAUCUCAUGUUACCCCAGAAGCUUAUAUCAGUAAAAGAGAGACUGCUGCAGUGAAUGGAGAAAAUACUAGUCAGUCGUACGAUGUUUCAGCCACGCCGUUUUCAGAACAAACGUCUGAGCAUCUUGUUUCUCCACUCUCGUCUGAGUUAGGCGUGUCAGUCACGCCGCAAGGCCCCAACUCUCCACCCUCACCACAAGCUGUAGAACAAGAAACGUUCAGAGAUUCCGUCUUCACAUCCUCUAAACCUAUGGAGAUGUCCUAGUAUCAUUCUAGCCUACAGUCUUCACCGUGGCCUAUCACCAAUGCUGUAGACAGGCGUCUAGGUGUGAUAGAAAUGGUUGUCAUAGGAACGGAAGUCCGGACUCCCCUAUGAGAAGUACAGGUUAGGGUUAGUUGGA
Messenger RNA from Lingula anatina, 858 nucleotides. RefSeq lists its product as uncharacterized. Lineage: Eukaryota; Metazoa; Brachiopoda; Lingulata; Lingulida; Lingulidae. The record is from RefSeq and is a predicted model, not a curated record.